Molecule: messenger RNA, 489 nt
Organism: Chaetomium globosum CBS 148.51
Lineage: Eukaryota; Fungi; Ascomycota; Sordariomycetes; Sordariales; Chaetomiaceae
Exons: 2
Coding region: 1-489 (162 amino acids)
Source: RefSeq, a predicted model, not a curated record
AUGAAGAGGGCAUCGGUCAGUCUGUUAGUAGCGGACGCAUCUGCAAGCCGCUGGGUCCAUUAUUUUGACCCAUUUUACGACGAUGACCUCGUUGAACAGCCUGUUGGCCAGGUUAAUCUUUACCUAUCCGACUUCAUCGAUUUUACCGGACUUCCAGCAGAGUCCUGCCUAGAGUUCCAUCGCCCCUCCAAGGCCGACUUGGACGCUGGGGUAUCCAGAAGGGCCCAGAUCACUCUUACCUAUGAGCGGCUGGCCUCCAUUUUCCGCACUGCUCGCUCGCGCCAAGACUCUGCAACGUUCCCCAUUGCGGACGGCGACACGGCGGAGCACUCGAUCAAGCGGAUAACCAGGGAUUCAAGGGAGAUAGCCAAAGAGCGCAUCAAGCUGGCUGAAGAGCGGAUCAAGCUGACUGAAGUGCGCGCCAGGAUGGUUCAAGCCCAUUUUGUUAUCAGUAGCAUGCUAGCCUUGCUCGUCCUUAUGCUUGCAUGA